Lemur catta (Ring-tailed lemur) is the source of this 2334-nucleotide messenger RNA. RefSeq names its product tripartite motif containing 50 (gene TRIM50). Gene Ontology annotation, molecular function: zinc ion binding; protein binding. The record is from RefSeq and is a predicted model, not a curated record. NCBI's taxonomy places the organism in Eukaryota, Metazoa, Chordata, Mammalia, Primates, Lemuridae. The coding region runs from base 487 to 1965 and encodes 492 amino acids. The transcript has 6 exons.
UAGAUGUCCCCGUUUCACUGGAGAACCCCCGAAAGCAGAAUCCUUGAAGGUGGGGCUCUGGGAUCUCUAUUACAGCUAUACUUUCAACAGUUGCUUGGAAGUUUGGGAACUGCUGCAGAAGGUGGGGAGGAGCUUUGCAUGUGUUUGCUGUCUGGUUCUAGGUGUAGACACCUGCUGGGGCUGGAGCUUGUGUCAUCAGCAUCACUCCAAAUGACCCACAGAUGGGGUCAUGUUUGCCCCCAAAUCUAAGCAAAAAAUAUGGAAUCGGGUAUCUCCAAGGGAUCAUUUUGCAUUUAAGCCUUUGGUUUUACAGAUGGGGAAACUGAGGCCCAAGGUCAUAAGAGGGUUAGGACUGGAAUCUGGAACUGGCAUCCUUCCUUCUGAAAUUCUGGCUGCCCUUGGGGUUGGGGCUGGCUGGCAAGUGGCGGGCAGGGGACCGGGAGAGGAUUGAGGGUGGCUACCUGUGUUUCAGCCCGGGCAGCGCGGAUGGCUUGGCAGGUGAGCGUGCCCGAGCUGGAGGACCAGCUUCUGUGUCCCAUCUGCCUGGAGGUCUUCAAGGAGCCCCUGAUGCUGCAGUGCGGCCACUCCUACUGCAAGGGCUGCCUGGUCUCCCUGUCCUGCCACCGCGACGCCAUGCUGCGCUGCCCCGUGUGCCGGCAGGCGGUGGACGGCAGCAGCUCCCCGCCCAACGUCUCCCUGGCCCGGGUGAUCGAAGCCCUGCGGCUCCCCGGGGACCCGGAGCCCAAGGUCUGUGCGCAGCACCGCAACCCGCUCAGCCUCUUCUGCGAGAAGGACCAGCAGCUCAUCUGCGGCCUCUGCGGCCUGCUGGGCUCCCACCAGCACCACCAGGUCACUCCGGUCUCCACUGUCUACAGCCGCAUGAAGGAGGAGCUUGCAGCCCUCAUCUCCGACCUCAAGCAGGAGCAGAAGAAGGUGGACGAACUUAUCGCCAAACUGGUGAACAACAGGACCCGGAUUGUCCCUUCCCUGUCCCAGAAUGAGUCCGAUGUCUUCAGCUGGGUGAUCCGCCGCGAGUUUCAGGAGUUGCACCACCUGGUAGACAAGGAGAAGGCCCGCUGCCUGGAGAGGAUGGAGGGUCACACCCGUGGCCUGGUGGCCUCCCUGGACAUGCAGCUGGAGCAGGCCCAGGGCACUCGGGAGCGGCUGGCCCAGGCUGAGCAUGUGCUGGAGCAGUUCAGUAAUGAGAGUCACCAUGAGUUCAUCCAGAAGUUCCACUCCAUGACCUCCAGAGCAGAGCUGCAGCAGGCCCGGCCCUUGGAAGGUGCAUUCAGUCCCAUCUCCUUCAAGCCAGGCCUUCACCAGGCUGACAUCAAGCUGACUGUGUGGAAGAGGCUCUUCCGGAAAGUUCUGCCAGCCCCGGAGUCUCUCAAGUUGGACCCUGCCACCGCCCAUCCCCUCCUGGAGCUUUCCAAGGGCAACACGGUGGUGCAGUGCGGGCUCCUGGCCCAGCGGCGCGACAGCCAGCCCGAGGGCUUCGACUACAGUACCUGCGUCCUGGCCAGACAGGGCUUCUCCUGCGGCCGCCACUACUGGGAGGUGGUUGUGGGCAGCAAGAGCGACUGGCGCCUGGGGGUCAUCAAAGGCACGGCCAGCCGCAAGGGCAAGCUGAGCAAGUCCCCGGAGCACGGCGUGUGGCUGAUCGGCCUGAAGGAGGGCCGGGUGUACGAGGCCUUUGCCAGCCCGCGGGUGCCCCUGCCGGUGACGGGCCACCCCCACCGCAUCGGGCUCUACUUGCACUAUGAGCAGGGAGAGCUCACCUUCUUCGAUGCCGACCGUCCUGAUGACCUGCGACCGCUCUACACGUUCCAGGCUGACUUCCAGGGCAAGCUCUACCCCAUCCUGGACGUGUGCUGGCACGAGAGGGGCAGCAACUCCCUGCCCAUGGUGUUGCCCCCGCCUGGCGGGCCUGAUCCGCUCACCCCCCCACAGCCCACCAAGCUGUAGGGCUGCCGUGGUCCCACCUGCCCACAGGCCCAUCCCAGUGGAGCACUGGGGACCCCAGGGUUCCCCUGGGUCCCGAGGUGACGUCUUCACUGUUUGGGAAGGUCUUCAUGCCUGUGUGUUCAAGGACACUUAAUGGUAGGGAGAAGGACCACAAGCCAAGGGUGUGUUUGUUAACUUCUGCCCGAGCGAGCAGAGCCAGGCCUUGGCACCUCCAGGACACACUGAGCUCCCCGGGUCCCUGCAGACAUGCUCUCCAUGCUGACUCUUCCAGCUGAGGGUCAGACAUCCCAAUACACCUUUUCCUCAUCAUUGUCAACUUUCUACAGCUAUUAAGGAUAAUAAAUUUGACAUUAUUUCUUUCUCAUUAAA